AUGUCCGCUGCAGCCCCAUCACUUGCCACAAUUGGCAUCCUGUCUAUCGGCGACAUGGGCCUCGGCAUAGCCAAACUGCUGCGCGCCCAUGGCUUUGCAGUGGCAACCAAUUGCGAGGGUAGAAGCCAAGACACGAUCAAGAGGGCUCAAGCCGCGCUCGUGACCAUUUAUCCUACGGAUGAGGAACUCGUCAGUAAUUGUGAUGCCAUCCUGUCCGUGGCGCCGCCUCGCGACGCCACCGAGAUUGCAAAACGUGUUGUCGGCGCCGUCACGUCGGUGCGAGGCAAAACGUCAAGCACUGAACCACUCUACUUUGCCGACAUGAAUGCCGUGGCGCCUUCCACCAUUCGUGAGAUGGCGGGCCUCUUUGUCCCUGCAGGCGCCCUCGUGCACUUUGUCGAUGGCUCAAUUAUCGGCGGCCCGCCAACAGUCAAGGGCAAUAGCACCGAUUGGAGCGCGCCGGCCAUGUACACGUCAGGACCGCACCGAUUCGAGGAUGCCCUAGUCUGGGGCUCCAAGUUGGCCGAAGUGCUUCGCAUGCGCCACAUUGGUGAGAACAUUGGCGCGGCGAGCGGACUGAAAAUGUGCUUCGCCUCGAUGAGCAAGGGCUACACCGCCAUCGCCAUCCAGGCAUUCACGAGCGCCCAGUCCAUGGGCGUGCUGGGGGAGCUGCAGGGCGUCAUGGCGGAAAUGCUCCCGCAGCGCGCGGCGGAGACGGAGAGGGGCCUCGUCUCCAUGGCGCCCAAGGCGUACCGGUGGGUGCGCGAGAUGGAGGAGAUUAGCAAGACGCACGUGGAAGAGGGCGGCUUCGACCCAGAGCUCUUUCUCGGAGCCGCCAGUGUGUAUCGCGCCGUCGCGGACGAUACUGUGCUCGGCCAGGAGAAGAUUGGGGAAAGGAAGAGAGGCACCACCGCAGAGGAUAUCGCCGCGGCAAUGGUAGAAGGACUGAGUCAGAAGAAGAAAGACUGA
This is a messenger RNA of Akanthomyces muscarius, 969 nucleotides long. RefSeq lists its product as uncharacterized. NCBI's taxonomy places the organism in Eukaryota, Fungi, Ascomycota, Sordariomycetes, Hypocreales, Cordycipitaceae. The coding region runs from base 1 to 969 and encodes 322 amino acids. The transcript is spliced from 2 exons. The record is from RefSeq and is a predicted model, not a curated record. Gene Ontology annotation, molecular function: oxidoreductase activity, acting on the CH-OH group of donors, NAD or NADP as acceptor.